This is a messenger RNA of Mycena citricolor, 1274 nucleotides long. The record is from the annotation of a GenBank genome assembly. NCBI's taxonomy places the organism in Eukaryota, Fungi, Basidiomycota, Agaricomycetes, Agaricales, Mycenaceae.
GAGAUACAUGGCAAUAUAAACAAGGUACUUACGGUUAACUAGUUCUAGGGUGUCCAUCGGUAAUGCAGAUUAGUGCAAGCUCUAGGCCUAACAACGGGAUAAUAACGGAAUCAAAGCGAAGAGGUAACAAUACAACGAAAAAGAAAAGGAGAAGAAAAUCACUUGAGCUGCCUCAACCCCUUCAUGAGCGACUGCUCGUCGACGUUCCAUUCACCUGUCCACCCGGGGCCCCCGCGCUGAAUGGACCGCUUGCGCAGGUUCUUGGCGGCCUUGUCAGCCGAGAUUGAGAAAACGGCGGCAGAAGACAAUGACGGGCGGGUAGAGGUCGGCUCGGGACUGCGAACACCACGAUCUCUUGACAAAGCCUUGAGAUCUGCUACCCACAGCUCCUCGUCCCCAUCACUGAACGCCUCGGAAAACAUCGAUGCCGAGGAAGACGACGACGACGACGACGAAGACGACUUCCCCGCGCCCGCGCCGAGCUCGCCCUCGCACAGCGUGUCCGACCCCGCAUCAGACACCGAUGUGACAGGCGACGCCGGAAACACCAGAUCCACGGGGACGCGCUCGCCCAGCGUGCGCAUCACGCGCGCCAUCUUGCGCCGCCGGUGCUCCGCCUCGUUCUCCGGCGCCGUCGGCGAGACAGGUGACGGCAGCGUGCCGGGCAGCGUCGCCGGGCGGCCCCACCCAUGCGAGUCCACCCGCACGCGCGGGCCCGUGACGGAGUUGGUGUGCCGCAGGAACAGGGUCGGCCGCACGGGACGCGUGUCGCCGGAGGACGUUGACGGCCGGCUGCCGUGGCUGCCGCUGCUGCUGCUCCCGCUCUGGGGCGAACGCGGGUGCACGAGCGACGGCGAUUCCGUGCGUGGGGGGAAGGUGUGCGUGAGCGAGGACGCGGCGCCGGGGUCGGAGUCGUAUGCAUCCGCAGCGGACAGCGGGUGUUCAGCGCUGAUGGGGGAGGAUGGGAGGGACGGCGGCGCGGACUCGAGGAGGACGGGGGUCGUGCCGAGGAGCGCUGCGAGUUUUCGGGUUGAGCGCAUCAGCCGGAGCCGAUGGGGCUUUGCGACCCCGUGGGUUGUGGGUGGCACGGGAGCGGCGAUCAUGCUGGCUGUAGAAGAAGAGAUCGGAGGAGGAAGCGCAGGUUGAGGAGGGGGCGGAGUCGCUAUCAAAGUAGGCACCAGUCCUUAAAAGAGAAGGACGCGUGUCGGCGGAUUUCGACGCAAGGCCAGUGGAGUGUGAAGAAGAGAAGGAGGGACAAGAAACGUGCACUCGAC